Molecule: messenger RNA, 462 nt
Organism: Diaporthe citri
Lineage: Eukaryota; Fungi; Ascomycota; Sordariomycetes; Diaporthales; Diaporthaceae
Exons: 4
Coding region: 1-462 (153 amino acids)
Molecular function (GO): oxidoreductase activity, acting on the CH-OH group of donors, NAD or NADP as acceptor
Source: RefSeq, a predicted model, not a curated record
AUGGACAUUUCCAAGGGACUCUGGCCAGAGCACACGUACAGCGAGGAAGACUGGAAUUCCAUCACCAUGGAGGAAGCCCUUCAGAAUCCUGGUUUGGGCUACUCCGCAAGUAAGACAUUCGCGGAGAAGGCAGCUUGGGAUUUCGUCGACGAAGAAAGCCCAAGCUUCACCCUCGCUACAAUUCUGCCGCCCUUUGUGUUUGUCCCUGCUGUACAGAGCCUUCCGGACUUGGACUCCUUAAAUACGUCCAACCAAUUCAUCCGCACCUUCACGCUUGGGGCCGCGAAGAAGGAAAUCCCUCCCACUACAAACCCAAUCUUCGCCGAUGUUCGAGACGUCGCAGAAGCUCACGUGCGAGCUUUCGAGCAAGCCGCUGCUGCCAACAAACGAUUCUUCAUCACAAAUGGCUGUUGCUCUAACCCACAGAUUAUUGACAUCAUUCGUGAAAACUUCCCAGAGUAA